This is a messenger RNA of Selaginella moellendorffii, 1799 nucleotides long. Its product is annotated as phosphoglucan phosphatase DSP4, chloroplastic-like. Lineage: Eukaryota; Viridiplantae; Streptophyta; Lycopodiopsida; Selaginellales; Selaginellaceae. The transcript is spliced from 12 exons. The record is from RefSeq and is a predicted model, not a curated record. Bases 303 to 1670 code for a protein of 455 amino acids. Gene Ontology annotation, biological process: protein dephosphorylation; starch catabolic process. Gene Ontology annotation, molecular function: starch binding; carbohydrate phosphatase activity; protein tyrosine/serine/threonine phosphatase activity. Gene Ontology annotation, cellular component: chloroplast.
AAACAGUGUAUCAGAUCACAAGAGGUUUUUAUUUCGUAUUUUCUUCGCUCCCUUGUUCGUCGUCUUGUUCUUCGAUGGCGCACGCAGUCAAGGAGCGUGCAUCGUGACGUCGUGCGCGAGAAAGAUCCAUUCCUCGUGUAUCAGAGGAGCCGCCGCGAGACCUGGUCUCGGCGUGGAUUCUUGCAGCGAUUUUUAAAAGAGAGGAGCUGGGAAUCCGGCGAAUCGGCACUGUUUCUAGCUGGAUUAUGACCAUCUUGUUCGUGGCUGUGGCAGAUUAAAGGCGGGCAACGACGUGCUGCGCAAUGGCGCUGGCCGUGUCGAGCGAAAUUCGCAUUGCCGCCCUGUCGCCAUUCCCAUCGCCGCCGCCGCCGCUGACCUCGACUUCUCCGUCUUCUUGCUCGUUUCUACAAGCCAGCUAUGGUGCCAGCAAGGGGAAAUCGUCCAUAGCUAGCAUUCCGGGAAAGAAGACUUUGAGAACUAUGAUGAAGGUAGGGGGCUACGCGAUUUUGCCAGAGGAAGAAAGUCCGUGUACUUUGCGAGAAAGGAUGGGGCGUGGGCUGGAUGUAAGUUGUAGAGCUCAGAGCACCGCUCCAGCCAUGGAGACUGAGCAAGAAGGCUGGGAAAAGCGUCAGAACGAAGCAGAUAAUGGAGGAUCGACGUCAUCCUGGCACUGGACUCUAAACUGGAACGAGAUCACUUCAAGCAUUGUUGUUGGCUCUUGUCCACGAAGUCCCGACGAUGUGGAUAGAAUUGCCGAGGGAUGUGGGGUCAAUGCGAUUUUAAGCGUGCAGUCGGAUGUUUGUUUGGAUGCUCUCAAGAUACCAUUUGAGAGCAUAAAACGAAGAGCGUCAGAAAGAGGCGUCUACUUGGAGCGAGUCCCUAUCCAUGACUUCGACCACGGUGAUCAGGCACUGAUGUUGCCAGAAGCGGUGAGGAUGUUAAACAUGCUUGUCGCGCGAGGAUUGAAGGUUUACGUCCAUUGCACUGCCGGUAUCAAUCGUGCUACGUUAACGGUCGUAGGAUAUCUUACAUUUAUACAGGGAAUGGACCUCGAUGACGCUGUUAAUGUUAUUAGAUCAGCUCGAAGCAUAGCGCAUCCCUACAUUGACUGCUGGAUCGAAGCCAGGAGAAGAUUACUCGACGGAAGAUCAGAAGAGCUGACAGCCGUGUCAAGACAAAUCUACGAAUGUCGCUGCAGCAAGGGCCUUAGUGGCAAUUCCAAAUCGGACUGGGAAGCAGCACAGAAACAAGCAAUUACGAACACGUUCAAUCGUUGGCUAAAAAUCGAUCUGGGAGUGAUUGAAACGGAGCUGGAUUUACUGGAUCGACAAUACGCCGCAGCGUUGAGAAAAGUCAAGACGGAGUUUGAGCGAGACAUGGCCGAUGCUCGAUCAGAAAAAAACCACGUAAGCUUUGACUACACGCAGUAUGUAGCAGCAGCAGCAGCGGUUGCUCCGACGUCAACAAGAGCCGGUGAAGAAGAAGACGAAAAGGAAGGAUCAAACGAGGAAGAACUAACCGAGGACGAGGACGAGGACGAGGACGAAGACGAGAACGAGAACGCAGCAGUGGAGUGCGAUGUCGUAACGCGUCAGUGUGUGACGAAACAAGACGAGGUGGAUCUCAUGUUGCAAAGGCCGCUCAGAUGGUAUCUGUCCAGAAGCCACUGAAAGAACUUCGAUCGAAUCUACAUUGACCAAAAGUGCGCUCACUGAAAUCGAUGUGAUGGUGGCGGGCAAAGUUUGAAGCAUUCCGGCUAUCAUUUAUAGCAGAGAGCGGGAAGAACAGUAGCGGCGGCG